Parnassius mnemosyne (clouded apollo) is the source of this 3240-nucleotide messenger RNA. The record is from the annotation of a GenBank genome assembly. NCBI's taxonomy places the organism in Eukaryota, Metazoa, Arthropoda, Insecta, Lepidoptera, Papilionidae.
UUGAUAAGAAAUACUUUUGCAGAAUACAAAAAUUUUUAUCAUCAUAAUGAUAUUAUUAAAUAUGAAUUUGUUGAAAAUCUCUGCCAGCUUCAACAUGAUGCCGGUUUGCAUUUGGCAAAUAAGGUAACUAAAAAACAUGUCAAUUUUGUAAAUCACAAAAUGAAUGUACGAUUAGCGGCGCAACUGUUGAGUAAUUCUGUUGCAACCAGCUUAGAGUUUUGCAAAGAAGUAUUAAAAUUACCUAUGUUUGAAAAUUGCCAAGCGACAGCAGGUUUUAUAAAACAAAUAAACAGCAUAUUUGACAUUUUCAACUCCAGAAAUUUACUCAGCUACGGAUUUAAGAAGGCCUUAAAUGCAAAUAAUGUUGAAAAUGUUGUAGCUGAAUGUGACAAAGUGUGUGAAUUUAUUAAAAAUUUAAAAUACAACAACCAAGCUUUGAUAGAGAGUCGAAGAAAACUUGGUUUUAUCGGUUUUUUGGCGAAUACGAUAGCUUUGAAGUGGCUAUAUGUCGAUUUCAUAGAGUCAGGAAAAUUAAAGUUUCUUCCGACCUAUAAACUCUCCCAAGAUCAUAUAGAAUUUUUUUUUAGUGCAGUACGUUCUAGAGGAGGAUUUAACAACAAUCCAACAGCCAGACAAUUCACAGCAGCAUACAAACGAUUAAUCUGCCACGUGGAAGUACAAAUCAGCGAUAAAGCCAAUUGUUUGCCUUUGGAGAAUAUUAGUAUGCUCAACAUACAAAAAUCGUGUACUAUAGAUAUAAUAAAUACUACAACUGGCCUUAGUGCUAUGACGAUGCCAAACGACGAUGCGGCUAUUGGCCCAGGCCAAAUAGAUAAUGAAGAUUCUGAUUUCGUAUCAUCUAUGCCAUGGAUACCUGAAGGCAUGGAAUCUGUAGUUAAGUCCAUUGUUCAGUACAUAUGUGGUUACGUGGUAAAAAAAAUCGCAAAUAAAAUUAAAUGCGAAUCCUGUGUAAAUGUACUUUACGGUGAAGUUAAGGAAGGUUCACUAAUAAACAUGAAAGACGUAGGUGGCCUCGUGUAUCCCUCUCAAGACGUUUAUGAGAUAGGUGUCUUUUCUGAACGAGUUUUCCGAAAACACGUAUCGCGCAGGAGCGUAGCGGCGCCAGCGUGUGAUGCUGGCGGCGCGCCGCGGCGGGCGCCGGUGCCGCGAGUAGCGACCAUGCGAGGCCCGCGACGCGCCACGCACGCUGCACCGCACGCUGCACUGCACGCUGCAUCGUACGCCGCAACCGCCACGCUACUGCUGCUCGUCGUACUCGCCAACCGGGCCGUACACGCGGACAACGGCCUCAUCAAAGGCCAGCGCGCACCCUGCUCAAACGAAGGCGAAGCUGUUCGUCUUCAGGAUUCAAGACUCGAGCACGACUGGAGUAGCUGCUUCCGUUGCAUUUGCAAGAACGGAUUCGUGGAGUGUCGGAGCGGUGUGGAAGAGUGUGGACCGAUGGACGACUGCGCGGUGGUGAUGCCACGUGAAGGCUGUUGCGCCCGAUGCAAGGGUUGCUGGUACAACGGCACCGAGCACGCCUCGCACACGGAAUGGGGAGAGGACGGUCGAGUGCUGCGCUGUGAAGCCGGCGUGAUCACUAUCUCGCGGCCGGAGUGCUAUGCGCCUUGCGAACGACCAAGACAUCAGCGGCAUACGCACUACAAUUGUCCUGUGUGCGACGAGUGCGUAAUAAAUGGGCAGCGAGUCGGAGAAGGGCGCGAUGUGCGCGUGCCUGAAGAGCCGUGUCUAUCGUGCCGUUGCGUGCGUGGCACAUUGUCAUGUGCGAAGCGUGCGUGCGCUGUGUUGCCUUGUCCGCGGGCUCACCAGCACACGCCGCCCGGCGAGUGUUGCCCUCGAUGCUCUCACCCCACAGCAGACAAAAUUCUUCCGAUUUCAGGUGGUUUAAUACCGAAGCCAUGCAUUAUUGGUAAAGAAUACCAUGCACACUUCAGUCGGUUUCAAGUAGACCCUUGCACGGAUUGCACGUGCAUGAACGGAACCACUGUAUGCACGCGUCACACAUGCCCAGUUCUAACCUGCGGUGCUCGCGCUCUGCCGCCCCCUCCUGGGAAGUGUUGCCCAGAGUGCCCGCACGUUGAAGAAGCUAAAGCCGCAUGUGUUAUAGGAGGUGUUACCUACCAGGAUGGUGAAACAUGGCAGUUAGAUGCGUGUAAGUCGUGCGAAUGUCAUGGCGGCGAACCUAGAUGUGCCAUGGAGCGAUGUCCUCCUUUGUCGUGUCCUUCCGACCAAAAUCUUCGACAACUGCCUGGACAAUGUUGUCCAAAGUGCGUAGACAUCGACGGCAUUUGCACUGUUUUCGGCGAUCCGCACUAUAAAACUUUCGACGGCAAAUUUUAUAGUUUUCAAGGAUCGUGCAAAUAUCAAUUGGUAUCAGAUUGUGUAAAUCAUACAUUUUCGAUCAGAAUUUCGAACGACGCAAGAAAUACUACACAUUCCUCGUGGACUCGUACAGCAACUUUGCGUAUUGGUUCCACUAAAAUAAAUAUGGGACGAAAAAUGCGCAUAAAAGUGAACGGACAAAGAGUGGCAUUACCAUACAAAAUGAACAAUGUGGCCGAUAUCGCGCGAAGCAACGGAUCCGUUUUAUUAAAGUCUGAGAUCGGAGUCCAACUCCUAUGGGACGGUGACGGAUUUUUAGAGGUGACUGUAUCCAGUGUGUAUAAGGGUAAAUUGUGUGGUCUGUGUGGAAAUUUUAACUCGGUGGCUCGGGACGAUAUGAGAACGCGUGACGGUAGACUUUCAAACGAUCCAUGGCGGUUCGGUUCUUCGUGGCGUGUCGGCGGGCGUCGCGCUUGCUCGCGUCCGCUGGAGCGUCCGAGUCUGAGCUCGCGAUGUCAACAGUCGAAGCUGGUGAAAGCUCGUCGGCUGUGCCGCGGGUUCGAUCGCUACGAGGCGUUCGCGGACUGCCGGGGGAAAGUGAACCCGCACAACUACCGUGAGGCGUGCGUGCUGGACGCGUGCAGUUGCUCGGGGAAGCGGUGUCACUGCGCGGCGUACCGUGCGUAUGCGCGCGAGUGCACGCGGCUGGGCGCGGAGGCGGUGGGCUGGGCGCGCGCGGCCUGGUGCGAGGGCCCGCCGCCGCCGUGGCUCGCCCGCGCGCGCAAGGCCUUCCCGCGCGCCUCCCGCCCCACCAAGAAGACGUACUUGGACCCGGCAGUGGUACCGAAGCCCAACAACAACCGCACCCGACCACCGCCGCCUAUACUCCAUUGA